Messenger RNA from Saprolegnia parasitica CBS 223.65, 905 nucleotides. RefSeq lists its product as hypothetical. Lineage: Eukaryota; Oomycota; Saprolegniomycetes; Saprolegniales; Saprolegniaceae. The transcript has 2 exons. The record is from RefSeq and is a predicted model, not a curated record. Bases 62 to 847 code for a protein of 261 amino acids.
CGGUAUCCGGCGUCGUAUUGGGUGAGGAUGGCAGAGGACCGAACGGGCGCAGAGAAGAACCAUGCAGCGCGACGUCGACGCCCGCGGGCGCUUCCUCACGCGCAUCGUGGCCGUGGUUGCCAUCUUCUUCUUCGCUAGCGGCAGCCUUGUGCUCUACCUGGUCACAGCGCCAGGCUUGACGACGGUGGAAGCCGCGCCGACGUUGCCGACCGUGCCGACGAUCGUGGUCGCCGGCGACUCGCUCACGCAGUAUGGCCUCGACCCAACGGUGCUUGGCUACCACACGCUACUGGCACAAAGCUACAUGCGCCGCGCCGAUGUGCUCAACCGUGGCUUUGCCGGCUGGACCACAAGCGACUUUUUGGCCGCCGCCGUGCCGCCCAUGGUCGCCGAGAUGGCGCCACCGCUGCUGUUGACGCUGCUGCUUGGCACGAACGACGCGGUCUUACCCGGCAACAUGGGCCACGCCAGCGUCGCCGCGUACAUGGCCAACCUCGAGGCCAUUCUCACAGCGUUUCAAAACGCCUUUCCGUCGACCAAGCUUUUGCUGCUGACGCCGCCGCCCGUCGUCGAUGCCGUGCAGGCUGGCCAGCACUCGAACGCGGUCCUCGCCGCCUACGUCCGCGGCUGCAAGCAAGUGGGUGCGGCCCGCAACGUGCCCGUCCUCGAUGUCUUUGGCACCUGGAGCAACCGCAGCACGACGUCGUAUUACCUUAGCGAUGGCAUUCACUUGGCAGCAGCCGGCAACCGUGCGCUGCACGAGCUGCUGGUACAAGCCAUCGCGUCGUCGUACCCGGCGCUGUCCCCCAACGCGCUGCGAACCUUCUUUGUCCGCCCCAAGCAGUAGGCGUCUGCAACCACCACAAGUUGAUAGACUGAUAUUGAAAUUUGUGACGCAAGACUCA